This is a messenger RNA of Penicillium waksmanii, 8430 nucleotides long. RefSeq lists its product as uncharacterized. The transcript is spliced from 14 exons. Gene Ontology annotation, molecular function: oxidoreductase activity; fatty acid synthase activity. Bases 1 to 8430 code for a protein of 2809 amino acids. The record is from RefSeq and is a predicted model, not a curated record. Gene Ontology annotation, biological process: secondary metabolite biosynthetic process; fatty acid biosynthetic process. Lineage: Eukaryota; Fungi; Ascomycota; Eurotiomycetes; Eurotiales; Aspergillaceae.
AUGACGGAGAUUAAAAUUGAGACCGCUCCUGAGGGCGCAGGGAUUUCUGAAAAUGGUGCGGUUGACUCGAAGAAUGGCACAGCGCCCUCUGCUCAAGACACCCGACCACCCGAAGAUGCAGACAAAAUUUCAACAUCUUAUUGCGUUCCUUUUCCUAUCGCUAUUGUCGGAAUGGCAAUGAAGCUUCCCGGAGGUGUCACCAAUGCCAAAUCAUUCUGGGAGAUGCUUAUUAACAAGCAGGAUGGCCACUGCGAGGUACCAGAAACACGAUACAACGUUGACGCAUUUUACAGUCCCUUUGUGCCUGGCACUGUAAAAACUCGACAUGGAUACUUCCUCAAGGACAACAUAGCCCACAUCGAUCGAUUAUUUUUCAACAUGACAACAACCGAGGCAGGAAAGCUAGAUCCGCAGCAGCGACUAUUGCUAGAAGUCGUAUGGGAAUGCGUGGAGAGUGGCGGACAGAGGAACUGGCGUGGAAAGAAUGUCGGUUGCUUCGUUGGUGUCUUUGGCGAAGACUGGCUAGAAGUGUCAACAAAGGACACCCAAUGUAUCGAUAGGUUUCAUGCUAUGAGCACAGGAGACUUUGCGAUUGCGAACCGGAUAUCGUAUGAAUAUGACCUCAAGGGUCCAAGUAUUACCUAUCGGACAGCCUGCUCAUCUUCUAUGGUGGGGCUACAUGAGGCCUGCCAGGCAUUGUACAGUGGUGAAUGUGAUUCAGCCGUUGUUGGCGGGUCGAACCUCAUUCUGGCACCGACCAUGACGACUUCAAUUUCCGACAACAUGGUCUUAUCACCUAGUGGGUUAUGCCGUACUUUUGACGCCAGUGCCGAUGGCUACGGUAGAGGGGAAGCAAUCAAUGCCAUCUUUAUAAAGCCUCUAGCAGAUGCUCUUCGGGAGGGUGAUCCUAUUCGCGCCGUCAUACGAUCUACCGCUACCAACUGCGAUGGGAGGACACCGACCAUAACAACCCCAGGGUCAGAAGCGCAGGAACGUCUCAUCCGACAUGCAUAUCUAAAGGCUGGGAUUGAUAACUUAUCACAAACUGCCCUCUUUGAAUGUCAUGGCACUGGAACAAUUGCAGGCGAUACCGCAGAGACAAGCGUUGUUGCCAGGAUUUUCCAAAAGGACGGUGUUUAUAUCAGCGCGGUGAAACCUAAUGUUGGUCACUCGGAAGGUGCGUCCGGUUUGACAAGCAUCAUCAAAGCUGCCUUAGCGCUGGAAAAGAGGAUCAUCCCACCUAAUGCCCAUUUCUUGAACCCAAAUCCAAAAAUUCCUUUCGAAGAAGGAAAAUUGAAGGUGCCUGUAGAGCCGAUGGCGUGGCCAGAAGGGAAGGCCGAACGAGUAAGCGUGAAUAGUUUUGGAAUCGGAGGGACAAAUGUCCAUGCCAUUUUGGACUCUUUCCCACCCGCGAAUUCCACGUCACCUGGUGAUGUACCCUGCUCAGGGAACCCAAGGCUAUUGGUAGUUUCCACAAAGAACGCCAAAUCACUAGAAGAGGGAGUGAAUAACAUCAAGCAAUAUUUGGCCCAUAGUUCUGUCAAUAUCAACGAUCUGGCGUAUACUUUAGGCACCAGAAGGGACCAUAUGAAGCAUCGAGCAUUUGCAAUUAUCGAUCAGGACGGUACAGUAUCGGACUUUGAAAAGUCCCGGGAAACCAAAUCGGGUAUUGUGUUUGUGUUUAACGGCCAAGGUGCACAGUGGGCGGGCAUGGGAAGAGAAUUAUUAUCAGCAUCUCCAAGCUUUUGCAGAAGUAUUUGGACAAUGGACCAAGCUCUGAAGCGGUUGAAGAGCCCCCCAGAAUGGAAUUUACACGAUGAGCUUCUGAGAGAAGAUAACUCGACCAGGAUUUCGGAACCUGAAUUUUGUCAGCCGAUCUGCACAGCAAUUCAAAUCGCACUGACUGAUAUUCUCCGAGCCUGGGGUAUACAUCCAGAUUUUGUCAUUGGCCAUUCAAGUGGAGAGAUUGCCGCUGCUUAUGCUUCUGGCGCAAUUAAUGCUCAAGUGGCUAUCUCCUUGUCGUACUACCGAGGCCAAGCUAUGAAGUCCACAACACAGCGUGUGGCAUGUGAGAACAGUCCGCAAAGCGUCACAAUUUCUGGGGAUGAAGAUAUUCUGGCAGAGGUGCUUGAAAAGAUUGAAGCAGAUGAGCCGGAUACGUUUUGCAGGCGACUCGAAGUCUCUGUUGCAUAUCACUCCGAGAGUAUGCAAAAGCCUGGAGCUAUAUAUAAGCGCGACAUCAUGCCAGUCAUAUCCUACAGCAGCACGAUGACGCCACUCUAUUCGACGGUAACAGGAGCCGUCAUACGUGCUCCUUCUACUCUCGAUGCAGCAUACUGGCAAAACAACCUGCAGCUACCAGUUCUUUUCAAUGAUGCCGUCCAGACUCUAAUACAAGACACUGGCGGGCCGAACAUAUUUGUAGAGAUUGGGCCACACUCAGCCUUGUCAAGCCCCCUCCGUCAGAUCUUGCGCUUGCACGACUCCAACCAAACAUCAAAAUACAUACCUACCAUGAUUCGAAACCAUCCACAGCAGAGAGUUCAAUUGUCGGCUAUCAACGGCACAUUUGGAAAGGUUCUGACAGAUCUACCGUCUUACCCUUGGCUGCACGAUGAAGAUUUGUGGACUGAGACUCGACUCGCUCGACAGUGGAGACAUUGUCGAGAGCCUCACCACGAGCUUCUAGGCUCCCGAUGUCUGGAAUCUGCUGACAUCGAACCCUCAUGGAGAAAGAUUCUCCAUGUAGACCGUGUACCCUGGCUGUUGGAUCACGUCAUGGGCCAAGAUGUGAUAUUCCCGUGUGUUGGAUACAUUGCCAUGGCUGGUGAAGCAAUUCGACAGAUUACGGGGUCAGAAAGCUACAGAAUCCGUAACUUGCUCAUGAAGACCCCUCUAGUGUUGAAGGGAUCGGAACCAGCUGAAAUACUCACCAGUCUUCGUCCAGUGAGGCUGACAGAUACGGAAGACUCAGUCUGGUUUGAGAUAACCAUCAUGGCAUACCAGAACGAAUCAUGGAAAAAGCAUUGUGUUGGACAAGCAAGGGCCGGUACCAGUGGCUACCAUCUUCCCCUUGAAAACAAGACGUAUCCGCGUUCGCUUCCUUCCAAGGCAUGGUAUGGGGCGUUGAAGAAGCGUGGGUUCGCAUUUGGACCCGCGUUUCAACGUCUGGAAAACAUCUCUGCCAGUCCCUCCAGUUGUCAUGCGGUUGCCUCUAUUCAUUGCCAUCCCGACGACAAUGCGAAUCACUGCGAUCGAUAUACACUUCAUCCGACAAGUAUAGAUCAAGCUCUCCAGCUAUUUGGUGUUGCGGCGGUCCAUGGUAUCUGCCGUCACAUUACGACGUUUAGUGUUCCUGUAUCGAUUGAAAACAUUGAUAUCUGCCCCGGGAAGGGUCUCAUGUCUUUACAUGCCUUUUGCAACUCAUCGGCCCAGUCAAUCACUGGUGAUGUGAGUAUGGUUUCAAAGGAUGGUGUUGUUCUAUCAAUGAUCAACGCAACGCUCGUUUCUGUUGACGAUCAGGAUUCUGCUACCAACAAAGUAUCCAUGAUUACUAAAUUAUCUUGGAAGCCGCAUAUUGAUCUGCUCAACUCUCCGGACCAAAUUAUUUUUGAAACAAUACCCGAACAUCUUGCGGAGUUGCUUCAAAAUUUCACGCAUUCGUUGAUUCUGGAUACUGCAGACAAGAUACACUGUUUGCAACCAAGUAGUCCUCAUCUGAAAAGUUAUCAAGGUUGGAUCAGUUCCCAGGUCAAUGAUCUGCCGCGAGCCAGGAGCAAUGUGAAAUGUCUGGACUCACUAUGCAAAGAUGACCCUUUCGCCGAAUCCAUGGAAGAGCUGGAGCUAAACAUACCUGAGCUCCAUGUACUCUGCAGCAGAGCACGAAAUAUCUCCAAUCUGUCGGUUGACUUGAUGGAAGGGAGAAUACGGCCCGAGGACGUCGCAAACAAAGAGGAUAUUUUAACAGCAGUGUCUGAUUUCCUGUACACGAGCGCUGGCUGCAGGCGUUUCUUUCGCCUACUUGGUCACUCAAACCCAACCAUACGAGUCCUUGUAGUUGGUAUAGGCAACGGAUUUGCAAUAUCCCAGGCCCUUAUUGACCUCACGUCAAAAAACGGAAUCCCGAUGUACGAAAAAUUUACCGUCACUGAUACAUCAGCUGAUCGCAUCUCCCGGGAAAAGGAGAGACACGAGUCGGCCAAGAAUGUCGAGUUUACCCUGCUGGAAAUCAGCAGGUAUCCCGUAGAGCAGGGCUUGGAGCCUGAGAGCUAUGAUUUAAUCAUCGCCUCCGAGGCAUUUGAUACAGACAGCCACGCCUCUUCUGUGUUCAAGAUUAUCUAUUCUCUUCUUGCCCGGGCGGCCGAGCACGAUCUCAAGAGAUCUGUUGUCUCUACGCAGGAUUGGCAGAAAAUCCUUCAGGAAGCUGACCUUUCGGAUGCUGCUGAAUUGACGAGUCAUUCGUCGCCUUAUCAUCUCGACACUAUAAUUGUGUCGCGACCUCGCAUCGCCUCCCCUCACCGUGGUUGUGUGGCUCUUUUGUACCUGUCGAAAAUCAUGGACUGGGCCCGGUGGGUGGAAGAUUGUCUAAUUCAGGCCGGCUAUACUGUGACAUGGGUAGCUCUGGGAGAGCGGUUGCCCAUGGCGGAAGAUGUCAUAUCUCUUAUUGACCUUGAAGGCCCAUUCUUUGCUGACAUGUCUGAGAACAAAUUGGCUCAAAUCCAGCUAUUCGCUAGCCAAAUGACGCACUCCAGGGUUUUGUGGGUUACUGAUAGCUCACAAAUGGAAUGCAAAGACCCUCGGUCUGCGUUGGCGCUGGGGUUUGCGCGAACGAUGAGACACGAGAUAAUGCCGGCUUUUGCCACUCUCGAAAUGGACCAAUACGAUGCCGCUGGUGUUGUCUCCCUUCUUCGCACUUUGCAGCACAUACAGGGAGAAGGGAUUUGCCCCUGGCUUGACCCAGAUCGCGAGUUUGCGGUACACAAAGGAGUUAUCCAUGUUAGUCGAGCCCAUUGGACCCCAGUUCAAGAGGCACUGGCUGCUGUGAAGCCUUUGGACGACUAUGGAAAAGUCCUGGAUAUUGGCACAUACGGAUUGUUGAGCUCACUUGCGUGGCGUGAACAAGCUUCACGCGAUUUGAAAGACGAUGAGGUCGAGGUCGAAGUCAAAUACUGCUCGUUGAACUUCAGGGAUAUAAUGGUUGCCAUGGGUGUUGUUGGGAACAAAACCGAAUUUGGCCUUGAGGGCAGCGGGUUCAUUCGCCGAGUUGGUUCCUCGGUCAAACACCUCCAGGUUAACCAGGCGGUUGUUUUAGUGACAGACGGACUUCUAUGUACUCGCAAGAUUGUUCCUGCUCACUGCUGCUCACCCCUAGUGUCUGGCCUUUCACUGGCCGAUGCAGCAACAGUACCAAGCGUAUUCACCACCGCCAUCUAUUCGCUUAUCGAAAUUUGCAGGCUUCAGGAAGAACAGUCCAUACUGAUACACUCUGCAUGUGGUGGAGUUGGUCUUGCAGCGAUUCAAGUAUGUCAGAUGCUCGGUGCUAAGAUUUUUGCUACCGUUGGAAGCGAAAGUAAGGCUCAAUACCUCGUGGAAAGCUUUGGAAUCUCUCGAGACCAUAUUUUUGAUUCCAGGAGCCCGUCCUUCUUUCACGGGGUGAUGGAGCAGACUGGCCAUCAGGGGGUAGAUAUCGUUCUCAAUUCCCUAUCUGGAGAGCUACUACACACUUCCUGGAAAUGUGUCGCCAAACGUGGGAAAAUGAUCGAACUCGGAAAGCGCGACAUGUUAGGCCAUGCCCAGUUGGACAUGAAAUUAUUCACUGGGAACAGAUCCUUCAUCGGUGUCGACCUAAAGCAGCUCCUCGAGGACGAGCCUGAGUCACGCAGUUUGAUUCAACAGGGCAUGGAAUAUAUCACACAGGGUAAACUCAAGCCCAUCCGGCCAGUUACCUUCUUUGAAGCAGUCGAUAUUCCGCAGGCUUUUGGACACAUGCAAAUGGGAAAUCAUAUGGGAAAGGUCGUGAUCAAAAUGCCCGAGAAUUCUACGUUACGGCCAGUCACUGGUAAUAUGUCAUUCUUCAAACUUCCUCCAAAUGUCUCUUUCCUCCUUGUUGGUGGUCUCGGAGGCCUGGGUCGCGCGGUGGCUACGUGGAUGGUGGAAAAAGGUGCUCGAAACUUUGUUUUCCUGAGUCGAUCUGCUGGGAGAAAUCCGGACUCAAUUUCAUUUAUUGAGGAGCUCGAAAGUCAGAAUUGCGCAGUGACUGCGGUCAGUGGAAGUGUGGACGACAUGCAUGACGUACAGCGGGCAGUCUCGGCCUGCAAGAACCGGAUCGGGGGAGUGAUACAAAUGUCCAUGGUACUCAGAGACCAACUUCUGUCCAAAUUGACACACGACAGUUGGAUAUCGACACUGGCCCCUAAAGUCCAAGGCACAUUGAACUUGCACAAUGCCUUGAUCGGUAGCAAGCUCGACUUCUUUGUCUGCUUUAGCUCUAUCGCCGGCCUGUGUGGAAAUACUGGCCAGACAAGCUAUGCGGCAGCCAAUUCAUUUUUGGAUGCCUUUGUUAAGUAUCGUCAAGAGAAUGGUCUUGUGGCAAGUGUGAUUGAUGUUGGACUGAUUGAUGAUGUCGGAUUCGCGUAUGAGCAUAUGCCAAAGCUCAUACAGCGUGCGUACUCCACAUCAAUGCAAACCAUUGGGGAGGGCGAUUUGCUCCAGGCCUUGGAGCUGGCCAUGAGUCAGCCAGGGCACUUUGCCAGCGGCCUCGGAACCACCAGGUCUCUGUCUGAUCCUGGAGUAGUGCCCCCUUGGGACCAGGAUGCUCGAUAUAGCUUCUGGGGAAGAAUGGUCUCAGUUGAAGAACAGAGCACAGCAACACUACAUGGAGAUUUCAAGGAUUUGGUCGAGAAGAUUCAAAGAGACCCUCAAAUAUUGGAUGAUCCGGCUACGGAAAGCCAAAUCAUCAAGGUACUCGGCAGGGAAAUCGGAUCACACCUUUCCAAUACUAAUGAUAUGGAUGAUGAUGAGGUCUGCAACAUGGUGAUAGAAUCCCUGGUCAUGAUCGAGAUUAGAAGCUGGUUUCGGCGUCACCUGAAGCUGGAGGUAUCAUUGCUAGACAUCUCGAACGCAUCAACUAUUGGAGGUCUUGGAAAGGUUACAGUGAACGCUCUCCGCGUCAAAUAUCAGGCGGGUGAUACGGAAAUGAAGGAGAGCAAAGGUCCUCCGACUAAAACUGAUGAUCUGCAUCUGGGAGAUUUGGUCCUCGGUCGGGACUUCCGUCCAAUUCCUGGCCCGGUGCCAGAAUGGCACUCCGAGACGGAAGGCCAUAUACUCUUGACAGGUGCCACGGGAUUCUUGGGCGCAUUUCUGCUCUCUAUGCUGGUAGCACUGCCUAAAGUUCACACCGUCACUUGUUUGAUCCGAGCUGCCGAUGGUGCAGCGGCAAUGGGUCGACUGGAUGCGACAUUCAAGAAAUUCGAUCUUCCAAUCGAUUUCCAACACAAGAUUAGGACGGCUCCUGGUGAUAUUUCGCAACGAUAUCUCGGCCUGGGAGCCACAGAGUUCGCCUAUUUGGCCGAGAAAUGCAGCUCCGUUUUUCAUCUAGGAGCUGUAGUCAACUAUACCUUAUCUUACUCUGCCCAGCGUGAGGUGAAUGUGAUGGGUCUUGUCCAUGUUCUAAGCUUCGCCAAUACUCAUCGUCUGAAGUCCGUCCAUUACUUUUCUGGACUGGCGGCGUACGGUCCCGUUGGCUUUCUGGGCGGACAAGACUAUAUCCCCGAAAACCAAAGACCAGUGGCUGCCCAGAGGCAGUUACGGCAUCAACAGGGUUACCCCCUCACAAAGUUUGUUGCCGAGAGUAUUUGCUGGGAUGUUAUCGCAAACGGCUUCCCUCUCAGUAUCUACCGACCUGGCUUCGUUCUGGGGCACAGUGUAACUGGCGUGGGAAACCCAGAUGAUGCUGUGAAUAGAUUCAUGUCCACUUGCAUCCGUUUGGGCACAUUUCCCCAUCCCCCCAACCAGCGCAACUUCUUCGUUCCUAUCGACUUUGUGUGUUCAUCCGCUGUACAUAUUUCUCUGUCGAACAAAAAUAUCGGCCAAGCAUACAACCUGAUCCACCCGGAUCAAGAUCAGAACAUCAGCCUUUCAAGCACAUUCAACAUCCUCAGUCAACUUGCCCCACAGCCUCUGCGCAGCGUUACAUUUUCCCAGUGGCUGGAGCUAGUAUCAGGCACAAAACUUCAUGCUCUGAGCCAUAUUGCUCCAAUUAUAGCAGAGAGAUCGUCCGAGAGCUCCAUUUGGUGGGACAGCGAAAAUGAUGACGUGGUUGUGUAUGGCACAGAGAAUUUGCACAGGGCUCUAGAAAAUCGGCCCGACAUUUUGCAGUGCCAAAGUAUGAUUGAUCUGCUGGAACUUUACUUCAAGGAAUGGUCACAAUAG